AAUCCUGACGAUUCGUCAACCGGUUCUUGAUGUCGUCCCUCAAAGAUUUCUAAAGAUUUUUACCAUCCAAAUUUCGUGACCCUAGCAUGUCCGGAUCACGAGAUAUCAACACCGAUUUUCCGCUGACAUACAUGUACCAUGACAAGCCGCCAGGGGCCCAAAAUAUCAUCAUUUCGAGGUCAUGACCUACCCGCCUACCAAGUUUCAUGACAAUCCACCCAAAGUGUCUUGAGGUAUCGUGUUAAACCACAUACACACCCACUUACAUAGAUACAAACGCUACCAUAACCGUCUUGGCGUACGUAACAAGCCAAUCAUGCCGCACGCUGACAUCAUUCUUCCGUCUCAGCUCCCGUACCGGCGGUGUGUCGGACGGAAUCCAGGGUUUGGCGCCCCAGAGUUAUCCGCAAUCUGAAGACUGUAGGUGGUGAAAACGUUUUCUGUUGAAAUGUUUUCGGUACAAUUCGAGAGGACACGAGGUUGAAUUUGAUUCUUUGACCAUUGAAACAUCAUUUUUAGCGUCAUCCUCUAUAGGACGAUGGAACAUACUGAACUGUAAACAAUAUCUGCGCGUCCCAGUAGACAAGCAGUUGUCCGGGAACCAGUGAACAUAAAGAGAAUUGCGGUAUAUUGACUUGGCCUCGCCCGGCACGUGCGCCCGGGACCAUCAGAAUCACGGCCACGCCCACACACACACCGCUCUGUCUAAUACUGGAGACCAGCCAGUCCUGAACAGCUCUGGGAAGGAGAAGCACGGCGUUCCAGUCACCAAAGUCACCAGCAUAUCACGAUGCCACCCAAGAACGAGAAGGGAAAGCAGAGGAAGAUGGCGAUGAAACAAGUUCGGUCCGCCAUCAAAGGUCUGAUGCAGGGGGAGGACACGUUUGAGCAGGCGGCAGACAAGGCGUUCUCAGAACUGGACACGGACGGGAGCGGCUUCCUGGAGAAGGCAGAACUGUUGUCUGCGCUCAACUCCCUGAUCGGUGCCGGGGAGGACGAGAGAGCGAUCCCCGAGAAAAAGUUUGAGAAGUUCUUCGGGAAACUCGACACUGACGGGGAUGAGAAGAUAUCUAAGGACGAAUUCAAGACAUUGGCGAAGAGGCUCUUCAAACAACUUCAGAAGGAGGAAGACAGUGAUGAAGAUGCGGAGGAGGAUGAGGAUUAGACAGAAGAGACCAGCCUCAUUCUACUGCAGCUACAGCCACGUGUCAUUAGUAUUUAACAGUUCAGACGUACCGUGAGGCUUUCCUGCGCGCAAUGAUUCCCUUCACCAGUCCUGUCCAGAUAUAAACUAACGCCUCUAUCGGCCUCUAGCUACUGUCAUUUACCGGGUAUAGAAACGCCUACAACUAACGCCUACUUGUAGAACUGUUACAUACAUGUUGUUACAUACAUGUUGUUACAUACACUCAAACUACGAGCAUUACAAGGUGCACGGCUGUAACUGAAGCACAUAUGACAGAGAGUAGAAUAAAAAUGUAUUUCAAACUAACUAGGCCUAUUAUAUCCUUGUCGUAACAGAAACAGAUAAAUUUACAUGUAUGUUGUAUACCUCCCUCAGUUCCUGUUGUGCUUCUCUGGCUUGCCUUCUGGCUGCAUAGUUGUUCAUACGCGUAGUAAUCACUGUCACGUGUAAAAAAAGGCAAGUACGCUUGUAUGAUCUUGUAUGUGAGCAUGCAGGCCGUAGUGGUGAUGUCCUAUAUUUACACAGAGAAUACUAGUAGAUCAUUGAACGACCAAACAUUCGCCAAACCCAGGCUCAAAACACUCGGAGCGUUUCCCAUUGAACGCAAACGUAACUGUUCGGGUCAGUUUGGGGGCCGCUGAGCGAUCUGACAAAAAUAAAGUUUUGGUCACUGAAUGGUCUAACUCAACAGCUAAUAAACGGUAUAGAACAAUUUGUCUGAUCAGACUGUUCCUUGUUAUGAAGCAGGGCGACUCAGACUGGCACCAGCGGUUUGAGCAAACCUGUACAUCAUGCAGCAGUGAUCCAGUCAGCCAGCUAUGUAAGAUAUGCAUAUCCCGAUAGUUAACAUCUGUGUCCAUAAU
Molecule: messenger RNA, 2049 nt
Organism: Branchiostoma belcheri (Belcher's lancelet)
Lineage: Eukaryota; Metazoa; Chordata; Leptocardii; Amphioxiformes; Branchiostomatidae
Exons: 7
Coding region: 791-1165 (124 amino acids)
Molecular function (GO): calcium ion binding
Source: RefSeq, a predicted model, not a curated record